This is a messenger RNA of Salvia miltiorrhiza (redroot sage), 1685 nucleotides long. RefSeq names its product L-2-hydroxyglutarate dehydrogenase, mitochondrial. The record is from RefSeq and is a predicted model, not a curated record. The coding region runs from base 301 to 1584 and encodes 427 amino acids. Lineage: Eukaryota; Viridiplantae; Streptophyta; Magnoliopsida; Lamiales; Lamiaceae. Gene Ontology annotation, molecular function: (S)-2-hydroxy-acid oxidase activity; (S)-2-hydroxyglutarate dehydrogenase activity. Gene Ontology annotation, cellular component: mitochondrion. The transcript has 5 exons.
CAAACGAAAUGUCCUAUUUCCUUUUUUGGCAAUACAUUCUCACUCUAUACUUAAUAUUUAAAUAAUUUCUACCAACCUACUUUAUAGUACAAAUUUCUUAAUCUCGUGCCGAAAAGAAAUAUGACAUUUCGUUUGGGAGGAAGGGAGUACUAAACAAUUCGGCCCGAUUAAAACGAACAUUGUGGAGUAUAUGUUUCUUCUGUCUUGUAUCUUGAUUGGGAUGGUCGAGCAGUUGCGUUGUUUCUGUCAGAAUUUAUUUUCAUUUUUAUUGGGUGGUUUACCGAUGGAAAAAAGAAAACUAUGAGACUCAACAGCUCAAUCAAGAUUUCCCGGGCCCUUAUGUCGGCUGCCGUGAAAGAUGGGUGGAUUUCCGGUAGUUUGGAAUCUGUGCCCAAGGAAACGGCGGAAGCGGUGGUGAUAGGCGCCGGAGUGGUGGGCGUGGCGGUGGCGCGUGAGCUUGCCGCGAAAGGUGGGAGGGAGGUUUUGGUUGUGGAGUCGGCGCCGACUUUUGGGACUGGCUCCAGUUCUCGUAACAGUGAAGUUAUUCAUGCUGGUAUUUAUUACCCUCCAAAUUCCCUCAAGGCACGUUUGUGUGUGAGAGGAAGGCAUUUGCUCUACGACUAUUGUAGAGCACAUGGCAUUCCUCAUAAACAGAUUGGCAAGCUGAUUGUUGCCACUCGGCCUUCAGAAGUUCCCAAGUUGAGUGAGUUGAUGAGUCGAGGGGUUGAGAAUGGAGUGGAAGGUUUGAGGAUGAUGGACGGGGAAGAAGCUAUGCGUGUCGAGCCACAGCUCUACUGCACCAAAGCCUUGCUAUCGCCCGUUUCUGGGAUCAUUGAUUCCCAUUCUUUGAUGCUCUCGCUGCUGGGGGAAGCUGAGAGCCAUGGAGCCAUCUUCUCUUACAAUACUAGUGUGAUUGGUGGUAGAUACGAGGGAGGCCGACUUCAGCUGUACGUUUGUGAGAGCGAGUCCCUUAGAAACUGGGACAGGGCGUCUCCCUUGAAGCCCGAUCUAAUUCUUAGUCCCAGAAUUGUUGUGAACUCUGCUGGCCUGGGUGCUCUGCCUCUUGCCAAGAGGAUUCACGGCCUAGAUGAUGGGAUCGUCCCAACGCCCUACUUUGCUCGUGGCUGCUACUUUACGUUGUCAAAUGUAAGAUCGCCUCCCUUCCAGCAUCUGAUCUAUCCCCUACCGGAAGAUGGUGGGCUCGGGGUUCAUGUCACUUUGGAUUUGAACGGCCAGGUGAAGUUCGGCCCUGAUGUCGAGUGGAUUGAUGGUGUGGACGAGGUCUCAAACUGGCUCAACUUGUUUGAUUAUUCUGUGGGAGGAGAUGGUGCAAAUCGUUUUUACCCAGAAAUAAGGAAGUACUAUCCAGAUCUAAGGGAUGGAUCGUUGGAAGCGGGGUAUGCCGGUAUUCGACCCAAGCUUUGUGGGAAGCAGCAGAUUCCAAGUGAUUUUGUAGUGCAGGGAGAGAAGCUUCAUGGCGUACGAGGUUUGGUAAACCUGUUUGGUAUCGAAUCACCUGGCUUAACUGCAAGUAUGGCCAUUGCAGAGCAUGUUGUACCUCAAUUAUCACAUCAUUUCAAUUAAUUACCACAUCCUUCAACCUUUUAUGUAUGCGAUGAUUAAGAAUUGAAAGACUUAGUUGUGUUGCUGAAUCUAUGCAUACCAAAUUCUUACUUCCCACAAAA